AUGGCUCCUUCUUACCAUACUCGCUCUAACAGUUUUCCUUCCAGACCACACCCAAUUACUUCAGAAGUUGAUCAGCAUUUGAGCAGAUUAAGGGCUUCUCAAGCUACUUCUACAUCAUCAUCAUCAUCAAUAAGCCAUGGGAUAAAUGGCCUUCAAGAUUUGCAUGAUUGUGUUGAUAAGUUGCUUCAGUUAGCUUCGAUUCAACAAGCUUUAGCCCAAGACGAGAUGUUGAAUGGAUCUCUUAGACUCUUGGAUAUCUGUGGCAUUGCUAAGGAUUCCUUGGUACAAACCAAAGAAGCUGUACAAGGCCUUCAAUCAAUUUUCCGCAGAAGAAGAUGUUAUGAUAUUGAGCUUACAAGUGAGGUUAAGAAAUACUUGACCUCCAGGAAGACAGUAAAAAUGACCAUCCAAAAGGCCUUGAAGAAUUUGAAAGCCAUGAAAAACCAAAGAAUCUCUCCAAUCUGUGAGAAAGAUGAGUCAAACGCCACAAUUUGCAUAUUAAGAGAGGUUGAAGCAGUCACUUUCAAUGUGAUCGAAUCCUUCUUGUCCCUUAUCUCAGGGCCAAAGGUUCCAUCAAAGCUAAACAGCUGGUCAGUAGUUUCCAAGCUAAUCCACUCAAAAAAGGUAGCAGGUGAAGAAACAGACAUUAAUGAGUUUGAAAAGUUGGAUGCUGAAUUGUCUACCAUCAUCGCUCACAAGACAAGCAAAUCCGAUAACAUUCAAAACCAGCUUAAGGAAUUUGAGUCAAGCAUUCAAGAUUUUGAAGCUGGACUUGAGUCCUUGAGCAGGCGUCUGAUCAAAACUAGAGUCUCUCUUCUCAACAUCCUCUACAAUUAG
Messenger RNA from Pistacia vera, 837 nucleotides. RefSeq lists its product as uncharacterized. Gene Ontology annotation, biological process: root development; shoot system development. Lineage: Eukaryota; Viridiplantae; Streptophyta; Magnoliopsida; Sapindales; Anacardiaceae. The transcript has a single exon. The record is from RefSeq and is a predicted model, not a curated record. Bases 1 to 837 code for a protein of 278 amino acids.